Molecule: messenger RNA, 4263 nt
Organism: Dama dama (fallow deer)
Lineage: Eukaryota; Metazoa; Chordata; Mammalia; Artiodactyla; Cervidae
Gene: RNF123
Product: ring finger protein 123
Exons: 39
Coding region: 107-4048 (1313 amino acids)
Cellular component (GO): cytoplasm
Molecular function (GO): protein binding; ubiquitin-protein transferase activity
Source: RefSeq, a predicted model, not a curated record
CCCGGACGGGCGCCGUAGCCGAGAGCUGGGCGGAUGUUGUGAGUCGGGACUCCGCGGCGGAGGUUGGGGGCCCUCAGGACUACAGGCUGCCCACAAGAGGUGAAAGAUGGCAUCCAAGGAGGGUGGCAUGGCUUUCUCCCGCAAGAGCUACAAACUGACCUCAGAUGCUGAGAAAUCCAGGGUCACAGGCAUCGUGCAUGAGAAGCUGCUGAACGACUACCUGCACCGUGUCUUUUCUUCCCCUGAUCACGGACCCGCGGCAGCCACCAGCAGGAAACCCCUGAACUUCCAGAACUUGCCAGAGCAUCUGGACCAGCUGUUACAUGUGGAUGACGAGGAGGAGGAGGAGAGCCAGGAACAGGUUGAAGGGCGGCUUGGCCCGUCCACUGUGGUCCUCGACCACACAGGUGGCUUUGAAGGGCUGCUUCUGGUGGAUGAUGACCUCUUGGGGGUGAUUGGACACAGCAACUUUGGGACAAUCCGCUCCACCACGUGCGUGUACAAAGGGAAAUGGAUCUACGAGGUGCUCAUCUCCUCCCAGGGGCUCAUGCAGAUUGGCUGGUGCACAAUCAACUGCCGCUUCAAUCAGGAGGAGGGGGUUGGAGAUACACACAACUCCUAUGCCUAUGACGGCAACCGGGUACGCAAGUGGAACGUGACCACGACGAACUACGGAAAGGCGUGGGCAGCAGGGGACAUCGUGAGCUGCCUGAUCGACCUGGACGAAGGCACUCUGUCCUUCUCCCUGAAUGGUGUGUCACUGGGCACUGCCUUUGAGAACUUAUCCAGGGGCCUGGGCAUGGCUUACUUCCCAGCCAUCAGCCUCUCUUUCAAGGAGUCUGUGGCCUUCAACUUCGGCAGCCGUCCCCUGCGCUACCCAGUGGCAGGCUACCGGCCCCUGCAGGACCCGCCGAGCGCCGACCUGGCUCGGGCACAGAGGUUGCUGGGCUGUUUCCGGGCCGCGCUCAGCGUGGAGCUGGACCCCGUGGAAGGGCGACUGGUGGAGAAGGAGAGCUCUGAGUGGCGGUUGCAGGGCCAGCCCACCAUCCUCCUCACCCUGGCCCAUAUAUUCCAUCACUUCGCACCGCUCCUGCGCGAGGUGUACGUGGUGGAGGCCGUGCUCGUGCGCUUCCUGCUGGCUGCGGCGGAGGCGGGCCCCCCCGAGCGGGCGCAGCCCGCGGCGCACCAGGUGCUGGACCUCCUGUGGCUCUUCCUGGAGGACUAUGAGGUGCAGGACUGCCUCAAGCAGCUGAUGAUGUCCCUGUUGCGGCUGUACCGCUUCUCGCCCAUCGUCCCCGACCUAAGCCUGCAGAUCCGCUACCUGCGGCUCACCAUCGCCAUCCUCAGUCACCAGAAGUCCCGCAAGUUUCUGCUUAGCAACGUCCUCUUCGACGUGCUGCGGUCUGUCGUCUUCUUUUACAUCAAGAGCCCGCUGCGCGUGGAGGAGGCAGGCCUCCAGGAGCUUAUCCCGACCACAUGGUGGCCCCACCGCUCCCCCAGGGAGGGCAAAGAGGAGAUGAGGGAAGAGACCUCCGAGGAGAGGCUCCGGCGGCGUGCCUACGAACGGGGCUGCCAGAGGCUCAAGAAGCGCAUUGAAGUGGUGGAAGAACUACAGGUCCAGAUCCUGAAGCUGCUGCUGAACAAUAAGGAUGACAACGGGGGUGAAGCUUCCAGGUACAUCUUUCUGACCAAGUUCCGGAAGUUUCUGCAGGAGAAUGCCAGCGGCCGGGGGAACACGCCCAUGCUCUGCCCCCCCGAGUACAUGGUCUGCUUCUUGCACCGCUUGAUCUCGGCCCUGCGCUUCUACUGGGACGAGUACAAGGCUUCGAACCCGCGCACCUCCUUCAGUGAGGAGGCCUACGUCCCACCCCAGAUCUUCUAUAAUGGCAAGGUGGACUACUUUGACCUGCAGCGCCUCGGAGGCCUCCUCUCACACCUUCGGAAGACGCUCAAAGAUGACCUUGCCUCCAAGGCCAACAUCCUGAUCGACCCGCUGGAGCUCCAGGCGACCACCAUGGACGACCUGGACGAGGACGAGGAGCCAGCCCCCGCUGCGGCCCAGCGCCCCAUGCAGGCCCUGGCCGUGGGGGGCGCGCUGCCCCUGCCUCGGCCUGGCUGGCUCAGUUCUCCAACCCUGGGCCGAGCCAACCGCUUCCUCAGCACCGCAGCUGUGACCCUGAUGACCCCACGGCGGCCCCUGAGCGCCUCAGAGAAAGUGAAGGUCCGCACCCUGAGCGCAGAGCAGAGGACGCGCGAGGACAUCGAAGGUAGCCAGUGGAAUGAGGGCCUGCUGGUGGGGCGGCCCCCCGAGGAACCUGACCAGCCCCUCACUGAGAACUCCCUGCUGGAAGUCCUAGACGGCGCUGUCAUGAUGUAUAACCUCAGUGUUCACCAGCAGCUGGGCAAGAUGGUGGGAGUGUCUGACGAUGUCAACGAGUACGCGAUGGCCCUGCGGGACACAGAGGACAAGCUCCGCCGGUGCCCCAAGCGGAGGAAGGACAUCCUGGCGGAGCUGACCAAGAGCCAGAAGGUUUUCUCAGAAAAGCUGGAUCACCUCAGCCGCCGUCUGGCCUGGGUCCAUGCCACCGUCUACUCCCAGGAAAAGAUGCAGGACAUUUACUGGCUGCUUCGAGUCUGCCUGCGGACCAUUGAGCACGGCGACCGCACGGGUUCUCUCUUUGCCUUCAUGCCCGAGUUCUACCUGAGCGUGGCCAUCAACAGCUAUAGCGCCCUCAAGAAUUACUUCGGCCCCGUGCACAGCAUGGAGGAGCUCCCAGGCUAUGAGGAGACCCUGACCCGUCUGGCUGCCAUCCUUGCCAAACACUUCGCAGACACACGCAUCGUGGGCACUGACAUCCGGGACUCACUGAUGCAGGCUCUGGCCAGCUACGUGUGCUACCCCAACUCCCUGCGGGCCGUGGAGCGGAUCCCUGAGGAGCAGCGCAUCGCCAUGGUGAAGAACCUCCUGGCUCCCUACGAGCAGCGGCCCUGGGCCCAGACCAACUGGAUCCUGGUUCGGCUCUGGCGGGGCUGUGGGUUUGGGUACCGCUAUACGCGGCUGCCACACCUGCUAAAAACCAAACCUGAGGAUGCCAGUCUGCCCAGCCUCCAGAAGCCCUGCCCCUCCACCCUGCUGCAGCAGCACAUGGCAGACCUGCUGCGGGAGGGUUCGGACGUGGCCCCCAGCUUCCUCAACAGUGUCCUCAACCAGCUCAACUGGGCCUUCUCCGAGUUCAUUGGCAUGAUCCAGGAGAUCCAUCAGGCUGCAGAGCGCCUGGAGCGGAACUUCGUGGACAGCCGGCAGCUCAAGGUAUGCGCCACCUGCUUUGACCUGUCAGUCAGCCUGCUGCGCGUCCUGGAGAUGACCAUCACACUGGUGCCGGAGAUCUUCCUUGACUUGGCCCGGCCGACCUCUGAGAUGCUGCUGCGGCGGCUCGCACAGCUGCUGAAUCAGGUGCUGAACCGGGUGACAGCCGAGAGGAACCUCUUUGACCGUGUGGUUACCCUGCGGCUGCCUGGCCUGGAGAGUGUGGACCACUACCCCAUUCUGGUGGCAGUGACCGGCAUCCUGGUGCGACUCCUGGUGCAUGGCCCAGCCUCAGGGACAGAGAGAGCCACGUCAGUACUCCUGGCUGAUCCCUGCUUCCAGCUCCGCUCCAUAUCCUACCUGUUGGGGCAGCCGGAGCCCCCUGCUCCUAGCACUGCCCUGCCAGCCCCUGACCGGAAGCACUUCUCCCUACAGAGCUAUACAGAUUACAUCAGCGUGGAGGAGCUGGCCCAGGUGGAGCAGAUGCUGGCACACCUAACCUCUGCAUCUGCACAGGCGGCAGCUGCCUCCCUGCCCACCAGUGAGGAAGACCUCUGCCCCAUCUGCUACGCUCACCCCAUCUCUGCUGUGUUCCAGCCCUGUGGCCACAAGUCCUGCAAAGCCUGCAUCGACCAGCACCUGAUGAACAACAAGGACUGCUUCUUCUGCAAAGCCACCAUCGUGUCAGUGGAGGACUGGGACAAGGCAGCCAAUGCAAGUGCCACUUCCUCGGCUGCUUAGGCCUGCCUGGCCCACACAGCAGGAACCUCCACCCCUCAACUCAAAUCCAGGCUGGGCCCUAUUUAUGAGCCCCUUGCCCUGUCCCCCUCUCCCCACUCCAUCCCACCUCCUCGCCUGUGUGAACCUCUUCAGCAGGGGCCCAGCCAUGCCUUCUUUGUGCCUCAGCUUGAUUUUCAGUCAGGGCCGCAGUGAGCAUUAAAUUAUUAUUCCAUACA